UUGACUCCAACACAUCAUCUCGUCUCACCUCCACCUUGCUCAAUGAGUUCAAUUACAUUCAAUGGGCCAAUGCCAUGACUUUGGCUAUAGGAUGAAGGCAGAGGACAAAUUACAUUAACGAGGAAGCAAAGAAGCCCAUUACUUCUGAUGCUGAGUAUGAUGCUUGGCUUUCUCAAGAUCAACUGGUCAGGUCAUGGAUCAUUAACUCCAUGGAACCAAGGCUGCAAUCAAUCUUUCAAUACUCAGAAAGUGCUCUUGACAUGUGGAAUGCAAUCAAGGGCAUGUAUGGAGAUCUAAACAACAGUGCUAGAGUGUUCCAAAUCAAGAGGGAGCUGGCUGAUCUUCGACAAGGUAAUCUAACCUUCACAGAACAUCUUGGCAAAUUAACUGCAAAAUGAAAUGAGCUCGAGAUCUACAUGCCCUUUACCACUGAGAGAGCUAUACUUUUGAAGAGACAAGAGGAAGAUAAAAUAUUUGAGCUUCUUGCUAGCCUUGGAGCUGAAUAUGAGGAUAUCAAGAGUCAUCUUCUCAUGUCACUAGAGCUGCCUACUCUUCUCAAUGUGAGAAACACCAUUCAAAGAGAAGAGACAAGAAGGAAGGUGAUGACAAAUGCUGAAGUUGCUGUUGUUGAAAGAGAGGAGAGGGCUGCUGAUGCUAGAGCUUUUGCUAGCAACAACAGACCAUAUCGAGGCAGACGCCCAGAUCUGAAAUGCACACACUGUGAAAAGAUUGGAAGGACUGGAGUAGGUCAUGUGAAGGAAACUUGCUGGAUUCUUCAUCCUGAGUUGAAGAACAAGUUUCAUGAAAGCUCGAGGGGACAGUUUAGACCUGUCUAUACUCCUAAGGCUAAUCAAGCAAGUUGCAGCUCUUCUAACUCACAAGAUCUUAACAACUUCACUGCAAAUUCCAUCAAUCUCAUCAAUGAGUUUGCAGCUUUUAUUCAACAGAGACAAGGCAACUGUGACAGUGAGGGGGCUACUGCCAUGCUUGGCAAGUUUGCAGGCUAUCUUGCUGAUUCAAAUAUUGCAGGGCAAGAGGAGAUUCCAGGAUCGUAUUUCAAAACAGAAGAUUGGUGAAGGGUUUUUCCUAAAUGGCCUUUACUACAUUUCAGCUUCUUCAAGUUUUCAUCAAAGUCUUGCUGCAGAUACAAGCCUCAUUCCUCUUCCAAAUCUGUGGCACAUGAGAUUAGCUCACCCUUCAUCAAAUGUCAUGUCAUUUAUGUUUCCUAAUUCUUAUA
Molecule: messenger RNA, 1237 nt
Organism: Argentina anserina (silverweed cinquefoil)
Lineage: Eukaryota; Viridiplantae; Streptophyta; Magnoliopsida; Rosales; Rosaceae
Exons: 2
Coding region: 417-1076 (219 amino acids)
Source: RefSeq, a predicted model, not a curated record